Molecule: messenger RNA, 955 nt
Organism: Ilex paraguariensis (yerba mate)
Lineage: Eukaryota; Viridiplantae; Streptophyta; Magnoliopsida; Aquifoliales; Aquifoliaceae
Source: the annotation of a GenBank genome assembly
CCAAUUUCAUUCAACAACGUUUCAGAAAAGCCCAAUCCAAGCGCAACAUGUAAACCCUAGCACUAUCGUUUCAUUCCGCCUCUUAAAUUCGCAAACCCUAACUUCAUUUUCUCCUCGUUUGGGUAUCAAAUUCUUCUAGCAGCAGCAGAAGACUAGCUGCUUCAGCGAUGGUGAAAUACUCGAGGGAGCCCGAAAAUCCCACCAAAUCUUGCAAAGCCAGGGGCUCUGACCUCAGAGUUCAUUUUAAGAACACAAGAGAGACUGCCCAUGCUAUUCGGAAGUUGCCUUUGGUCAAGGCUAAAAGGUACUUAGAGGAUGUUCUUAUCCACAAACAAGCCAUCCCAUUCACACGCUUCUGUCGUGGAGUUGGGCGCACUGCUCAGGCAAAGAAUCGCCAUUCAAAUGGACAAGGACGUUGGCCUGUUAAAUCGGCAAGAUUUAUUCUGGAUUUACUGAAGAACGCCGAGAGUAAUGCAGAAGUUAAGGGCUUGGAUGUGGAUUCGCUUUACAUAUCUCACAUCCAGGUUAACCAAGCACAAAAGCAGAGGCGUCGCACAUACCGUGCUCAUGGAAGAAUCAACCCUUACAUGUCAUCUCCCUGCCACAUCGAAUUGAUUUUAUCCGAAAAGGAAGAAGCUGUCCCGAAAGAGCCUGAUACUCAGUUGGCUCCUAGGAAGGCCAAUAAGAAUCAAGCUCUACGCAGUGGAGCUUCUUCUUGAAUCAAAGUGGUUGCUUGAUUUCCGAAAGCGAAGAAUUACGUCUUUUAUGUUUUCAGCUUCGUCAGAACAUUUUUGUGAUGCCAUCGAAAAGGAUUGUUAUGUCAAAGUUUAUUUCAUGAGAUUCGAAUACUAAAUUCUCUUUUGUGAGCUCCGAACUUAUGUUUUAGCAUGAUCAUUUCACUGUUUUAGAGGUUUUUUUUUUUUUUUUUUGUUUUAUAGUUCACUAUUGAUAUGAA